Cooperia oncophora is the source of this 291-nucleotide messenger RNA. The record is from the annotation of a GenBank genome assembly. Lineage: Eukaryota; Metazoa; Nematoda; Chromadorea; Rhabditida; Trichostrongylidae.
AUGGUGGAGGCGAUCAGCGAGUCUGCGGUCGCUAUUUUUAUCACGUCUAUAACUGACGUGUUGUCGUUCGGCGUCGGAACUUUCACCGACAUUAUUGCCGUCCAAGGAUUCUGUGCAAUGACUUCAGCUUGCAUGUUCUUCACCUGGCUGUAUCAGAUCACUUUCUUCGCAGGACUCAUGGUGAUUUCGGGCAAGGUGGAGUUGGCCGGCAGAAAUUCAUGUCUACCUUGCAUCAAGGUGAGCUCCCGUUAUUUCAGCGAUAGUGCAAGAUUCAUAGCACGCCACUCGUAA